Messenger RNA from Nestor notabilis (Kea), 514 nucleotides. It is a transcript of the gene IRAK1BP1, whose product is annotated as interleukin-1 receptor-associated kinase 1 binding protein 1. The annotation marks the transcript as partial. Gene Ontology annotation, biological process: canonical NF-kappaB signal transduction; immune response. The record is from RefSeq and is a predicted model, not a curated record. The transcript is spliced from 3 exons. NCBI's taxonomy places the organism in Eukaryota, Metazoa, Chordata, Aves, Psittaciformes, Psittacidae.
GAAGAAAAUAUGACUGUAACAGAGGAUUUUAGUAGAGUAGAAAAUACUUACCAAAUGGAAGCAGAGGUCUGUAUCGUAUUCAGUGACUUUGGAAAAAUGCAGAAUGUUUGCAAUCUACUCAUUGAAAAGUUAGGAACCUCUGUUACCAUCAGCCCACCCCAUUUGUACCAUACACCAGAAGCCUUGGACACCCUUCGCCGUCAAGUCUGCGUUGCUGCUGUUGGGAACACCCGACGGAAAGCCCAGGAAGUCUGCCGGCUCUUUGGCCAGUCAUUGGGAAAACCUUUAUUAAUAAAAGAAGAAGAAACAAGAGAAUGGGGAGGCCACACUGAGAGUCACCUGCCCAACGCCCCAGAUUCACUGACUCUGCAGGAAAGAAUCCAGAAUGCUACAGCUUAUGCUUCUUGUAGAGUGUUUGCUGUGUUUGAGAUAAAGGGAAAAGAAAACAGAAGAAACAAGUUGCUCUAGACAUUUUCAAACCCUACAUAUUAAUAAAUUUUUCAUGCUUUUUUAA